AUGAAACCCAAAACUGCACUUCCGGCACGGUAAUCUCAGGAAUAAUUAGGGAAUUUCGCACCUCUCAGAACUUGUUCUUCAACAUUUUUCAGAAGUUUUCAGGGCUGCGGCCUCUUGGGAAGGGUUUAGGUACAGCAAGGCGUUGAAGUUGCACUCUGACGCCGAUCUGCACUAUUUGUCCGUUUAUUUAGCGGAGUUAGAAGCCGAUUUGAACAUGGCGCCUGUCGCUCAGGACCACAAACCUCAGAAUGGGUCAGUUUGAAUCAUUCAUUUGAAAAGUUAGAGAAGAAGCUUAAAUUUUCAGAAGAAGCAUUAUUUUCGAAGAUUUUUUCUUUUUGGUACAAUAAGUUCGAAAGAAGACGAUAAAUAAUUUUCUUUUGAUAGGUUUCUUAUCGGAUUUGUGGCAAUUGUAGCUUUUCUUGCAACUUUCAUCUUUGGGAUAGCUGAGAAAGAAAAGAGAAGUUUGCUUAAAAGUUAUUUCUUUCGUUAACUUCUCACAGUUAGGAAAUUCAUAAACUGAAUAAUUGCAAUUUACCUUUCUAAAGCGAAUUUUUUUUUGUCUUAUCCUAUAAUUUUUCUUAUCUUGAGUUUCGACGUCCCGCACAAGAAGACCGAAGAUAGGCAUAAGGAAAGAUCGUCCAGAAGGAAAUUCAGAAGCAACGACGUCAGUUAAUUUUUUUUUUCUCAGUUUUCAACAUGAAAUUAUUUUUUUAGUACAUGAUUUUCUCUGCUGACGCUAUGCAACACAUUUCAAAGACGGCCGAGAGAACGACGGAAAAGUAUAAAAUUCGAGUUUUCUUCUGUAACAGUGGUUUUUGAGGUACACAUGGCUGGGAGAAAGUCUUCGGAUGUCUUUCAAAAUGCUUCGAUCUGACACGAGACUCGUUCGGACCAUGCUUCACAGUCACGGAUUUAUGCAGGUUUAAAAUGGCUUCGAUUUUUGUCGCAAAGUUAUUUUAUCAUUUUGCUACUCGAAAUGCCACAGAAAAGAAUUUUUGAACUGAACGAAGUUCUUUUUCUCCAUAUAAAAGUUCUGUUAUGAUACACUGAAAAGAAUCGAAUCAGUUUAAUUUCGAAACUGUCCGACUGUUUGAGCCCUUAUUUUUAUUCCGCCAAUUUUCGUUAUUCGCUGAAGUUUCACAUAACUGUUUUCUAUUGCAGUGCUCGAAUAAAAACCCAUUGGUGAACGUGGUGUGGGCAGGAGCGUCGAUGAAAGCCGCAAAAAUGAGAGACCUUCAGCCUUGGUUCGUCGAGCUCACAAACUAUCAAAUUUCCGGUUUCCAGGCAGAGAUUGAACCAAUUUCCACGUUCCAAGCAACUUACGCGCAAAGAUUUCCUCUACGAAAAUAUCGAGCGAUCAAAGUCGAUUUUUGGGAACGCCUUUGACUUUGUUAGUUUUCUCAUUCACGUACUUCCGUGUUAGAGAAUGAAAUUGGCUAAAAAAAAUUUUCUUUUAUGAAUUUUUUGGUUCUGAUAAAUGUCAAAAAUGUUUAUAUUUUUUUAGAUUCCUGAGUUUUACGUAGUUCCACGAGAACACGCGAGGUUCGCCAAGGCUCUGUUGAACUUGGAGGCUCAAAUUGAACGAAAUGAAGCUGUUGCCAGUUUCCCUGGAGAGUUUAUUGUCAAACCGGUUGAUUCCUGCCAGGGGAAGGGCAUUUUUUUCGUCAGCUCGGUUGGUUUUUGCUGAAAGUGAAAAUGGGGGUUUUUUUAUCAUGUUAUGAACUAGUUUGAGCGUUUUUUUCGCUUUUUAAAUAAAAAGAAACCGUUUCAAAAUUUGAAAAAAAUAGAAAAAUUUUUUUGAUCCGAAGCCCACAUUUGAAAGUUGGACUUCAUUCGAAUAAAUUGAUUUCACAGACGGAUGAAAUUCCACUAGAGGGACCACUUCUCGCUUCGCGAUACUUGGCCAAGCCAUACUUGGUCAAUGGCCACAAGUUCGAUCUCCGAAUUUACGUCGCCGUGACUUCUUUCUAUCCACUCGUCGCCUACGUCUAUUCCGAAGGACUCACAAGGUGCGAAGAUCCCUUAGGAGGUGCAAGAAGAUCACGGAAGUUCCAGACUCGCCUCGAUGCCCUACGACGCCUCGAGUUGUUCCAGCAGCAGAGAUUACAUCCAUUUGACCAACUAUUCCAUCAACAAAAAUAGCACGUCUUUUGUCAGGUAUUUGGAGAACUUGUGCUCUUUUUCCUCUUAAUAAUUAUAGGUUCAUCCACUUCAUAUUAUAUAAAGAUAACUAUUCUGAAUAAAUACGAGGCGAAAAUGCAGUAGAACGACUGUUAACCUUCGAUUUCCAGAAAUGAAAGCAUGUCGGCGGAAGACCUCGGACACAAGUGGACACUGGGGGCGUUGCUUCGAUAUAUGGAGAAGGAGGGGAUCGACGCGAAAUGUCAGUUUUCAUCUCAUUCAAGGAUUAAUCUACUAGAAAAACUUUUCACACAAAUGAAAACUUGUUUGAUUACAAUCUCUCCUUUAAACUUUCUCUCAUCAUGUUCUGAACUUUUCGCCCGAUGUAGCUUUUUUGCCUAUUUUCUUGCUGCUUAGUUCCAGUUCCACAAACGCCAUUUGAAAAAUAACUUCUUAUUUCUCUCAUUCUAAUCGGUCAUGAAAACAUGUUAAAAAAAGUUCAAAAUUCAUAUUUUUUCAGUGUUGAUGCUGAGGAUCGAAGAUUUGGUCGUAAAGAGUUUGCUAUCCAUCCAAUGCGCCGUUGCGAGUAUUAGCAAGUAAAAACCAUUAUUUUUUGUUGAAUGUAAUUUAUUCACUUUUCAGGACUCAUUUGCGGUUUGUAGGAACGAAUUUCGAGCUUUUCGGCUUCGAUGUCCUCAUCGAUGAAGCCUUGAAGCCGUGGCUUUUGGAGGUCAAUUUGUCGCCGAGUCUUGCUUGGUUGGUUUUUUUUCUCAGUUUUUCUUUGUUUUUUCAUGGAAUUUAAACUCAAAAUUAAAUUUUAUUUUGUUAAACUGAAAACCGAGAACGAAGAACCACAAAAGAUGGACUAAAAUUUCUGAGGAAACUUUAAAAUCAAGUCUUGGUUAAAAAUGGUGAACCGAAGAAGCUGAAGAAGAACUUUUGAAUAAAGUAAUUCAUUUUUCUUUGUCGUUCGGAAUUUUUAGAAAGUUGGUCAGAAUAGAAUACAUUGCCAGAGGAGAAAUCUGAAAGUCUCAAUCCGCACAAAUUCCUAUCAUUCGUGAAUGAGCAACCCGAAGCCGGAGAAAACCCACAGAAGUUUCUGAAGUGUGUCGUUUUUGGAUUUUUAGUCUUCAUUUCUCAGAAUGCUCAGAAUGCAAGAAGUUUUGCAGAUUGAGACUUUUAGGGUUUUCUUUUGGUUCAUCAAGGAGUAAUCGGGUCGACCUUGAUGAAUUCCAAACACAAAGUAAUAAUAAAAAGACCUUCAGACUGAUUUUUUCAAAAACAUUAUUUUCUUUGAUGUUUUUUUCUCUGUUGCAUUCUCACAACAUUUAUCCCAUUUUUUUCCUUCCUGCGAUAUAUUGUUCUCUGUUUCAGCGACGCUCCUCUGGAUUCUUUGAUAAAGACGCGACUGAUGACUGAUUUACUCAAUUUGGCUUGCAUCCCACUGAUCGAUAGAAAAACUGUCGACAGUUUCGCUCAGCUCAGGCCUUUUAUUCAUACUCCAGGUGUGGAUACAAUUUCAUUUCUAAUUAUUUUUUGAUCUUAGAGUCUCAUGAAUCUUCGGAUUUGGAUGAAGAGUUGAGGUCCGCGGAAAACUUGGUCAAUGUGAAGACUUUGAAGAAACGGCCAGUUGGAAUCAAGGUUUUAGUUUGUUUCUCGACUUUUCACAUUUUAGAGCUUAAUUUUCGAAAACAAGAAUAAAUCUCUUUCAAAACCACUUUUUUCAGAGAAGCGUUUUGAAUCGGAGACUGGCCAAUGGCGUUGUUUCACAGAACGAACAACGCCUUCAAAGCAUCGUUCGACGUGUGAAACUCGAGGAGGACCGCCGAGGGGACUUUAUCCGCGUUUUCCCAAGGAAGGAAACUUGGAACUUGUACAGGUUCGUUCUACCUAAAUAACAGUUCACUGUCCUUUUUUUUUGAAGUGGUUUAAUGGAAGAUCUCGGAAGCGAAGACUAUGACCAGAAGUUGUACGAGGAGAUAAUCAUGUCCCAAACUGCGAGCCGAGAAGGAAGUGUCGAGAAGAAGCUGAAGCGGGAAGACGAGGAGGAGGACGGCGCCGAGGAGCUGGAGGAGAUCGCCGACGUCUUCCACGCCGUCAUGAUCAACCCCCAGGAGGUGAGUACCAGUGCAUAGUGGCAGACGGAGUGGCUGCCAUACACCGGCUGGAUGCAGUUUGAGGGGGGUAGGCCGCACCCGGGGUGGGAUCCAGCCAACGUAUGGUGGCUGCAAAAAGAGGGCUUCAAAGGGCGUCCAACUUAAAACAACUUGACCGCUUCGGCAUCACGAAGUGUUCAAGUACUGUGAGUCUCAAUUAGGCCCUUCCGCGCGGCCAUAAACACAAAAUUCAAAGCCAUUUCAUGUGCGACCACAGCCUCUCAAAAUUAACAUGGGAAGCUCUUUUUUUCAAAUAAUCUUCUACAAAUACAACUUGUUUUCAAGCAAGGUCAACCAAAUGGGCAUUAAAUUGGGUUUCAAUGGAAAAAAAUUGAUGAAGUUUUUCAAACUCAAGUCUAAAAAUUUAGUUUUUUUCUAAAAAUUUCUAGUCUAAAAAUUUAGUUUUCAGCUAAACUCAAUUUAGUAAUGAUUAUUUUAGUACCCAACACUAGAGUUGGUUCCAAGGAAAGUUCGAGAAAUCAUUGGUUCAUGGUACAACGAGGCGAAAGAGUACACCAAAAAGAUCACUCAGGAGGGUGAGAUUUAUGCGCGUAAGUUUUUUUUAUUUCAAGUUUAAUUAUUUUAAAAGCUGUCGGAUGGUAUUCUUAGGGAGAAUUCAAAGGCAAAAUUAAAAAAAGAAAAACUCUUUCUAUUUUAGAUUAGAACUUCAAAACUUUAUAAAAUUUUUUUAACAACAUUUGACUAAUAAAGUUCAACAUUUUUUUAACUGAGCUGUCAGGAAAAAAACUGGUACGUUAAUAUAUUCAUUUUUUUCUAAUGUUUCCUCCUAUCAUCCGAUUUUCAUUCAUUAAGAAAAAUUACCGGCGAUGAGACCAUCGGCGAGAGUCCGAACGAAAAGUUGCACAGAGUUCUACGAGGUGCGCAAAGAGAAACUGAAAGGGAAGAAACUUGCUGCGGCCGCCGCCGCUUCGCAGAAGUGAGUCCUCAAUUUAAUGUUUUCGAAUGAUUUUAUUAUUUUCCUUUCAGACAAGCCACUUCUUCCGACAAGGAAAAUAGCCAGCCUGAUGGCGUCCCGGCCAUCUGA
Caenorhabditis auriculariae is the source of this 5322-nucleotide messenger RNA. The record is from the annotation of a GenBank genome assembly. Lineage: Eukaryota; Metazoa; Nematoda; Chromadorea; Rhabditida; Rhabditidae.